Mesorhabditis belari is the source of this 1290-nucleotide messenger RNA. The record is from the annotation of a GenBank genome assembly. Lineage: Eukaryota; Metazoa; Nematoda; Chromadorea; Rhabditida; Rhabditidae.
AUGGCAAGUGGUGAGAGCAUAUGGAAAGUGCUCGUCUUUGUGGUCAUUGUGACUUAUGUUUGUUAUAUAACCGAAAUUUCGAACUUCUAUCCAGACUGGAAUUUCGCCACCAAUUUAAGGCCUAGCUUUAUAGACAAAAUUGCUUCUGUUGUGAGAGCAGAAGAUUCACGAGAGGAAAUAGAAAUGACAGCAGCCUCAGGAGAAUUAUCAAACAAGGAACGUCUUGAGCUGAUAUACAAGGAAUUGCCAGAAGGAAGGGAAAAGAGUAAAAGGUACUUUUCUCUUCCCUUAACGACAACUUGGUCUGGUGGCGGAGUGGGAAAUCAACUUUUCGAGGUUUUCGCUCUGCUCGGAUUGUCAAAUUCGUCGCACCGAACCCCACUCGUGUUCCAAAAGAAUGGCAGUGUUCUUGGGAAAAUGCUGGCCCGAAUAAGACUGCAUUUCCCGGCGUUAAUCGAGCAAAUCACGCUCGUUUCGAAUCCGGCAAUAUUGGAAAACACGACAGAUGUUGCCUUACAUCGAAAGGGUUGCUGUCGUUACUGGCCAAUAGAUGAACUCCUCGAGAAAAAUACCUCAGCCGUCGUUAGCGGACGGGGGAUUUAUUUUCAGAGCCAUCUCUACUGGAUUCACAUCAGACCGUCUCUGCUCAAAUGGAUGACACCGUCCGAAUUCGCCGCCAAUGAAACAAAAUAUGCAUUCAGAGAGCGAGAUUUGGUCGAGGGACAAGUGUUAUGUGUUCAUGCUCGUCGCGGAAAUUUCCUUCAUACACGACAGGCAGCCUCAGAAGCAAAUUUCACCCAAUCAGCCACGAAAUAUAUAAUAAAAAAGUAUUUGAAAAAGAAACCCGGUCCGAUCACCGUUCUUCUCUUCUCGAAUGAUCUCUCAUGGAUGCGCGAGACAUACUCAGAAAUUUAUCGAAAUAAAAAUGACAACGAAUCCUUUGUACAAGUCGGCAACGUUCUUUACAUUUUGGUCGAUAAUCUUUCUGCUUUCAACACUUUGAUCGUGGCCAAAGAUUAUUGCGACAAUUUUCUGAUUACCGCUGCUGCUUCAACGUACGCCUAUAUGAUGUCUUUUCUCGCAAAAAACGGUCGUGCAAAAGUUUUCUAUGCUGAGCACUUUGCAACGCCAUAUAACACUCUUCCCAGGCACUUCAAUCCAAAGGAAUUCCAUUUGCCGCACUGGAUUCCAUUACGUUUGCUCGACAAUUUGGACAUCACGCAAAUAUCCAGAGAUGAGAUACAGCCCUGGGCGACGACGAGCCGUCCAACGACGAAAAAAGCCAACGGA